AUGGUAGAUGAUGAAGCCCAUAUCUCUCGAACUGAGUUCGACGUGCUAAAGGCAGAUGUUAAUCAGAUGAAGACUGUCAUGGAGCGACUAGCUGCGGCAGUAGAGCGUCUGGACAUGACAGGAGAUCGAAAUCGCGUUGAUGGUCGCCAACGACGUGAGUCGACUUCGUAUAAAGAUUCCGACAGCGAGGAAGAUCAUUAUGCACCCCCACGCCGCAGUGUUUAUCGCAGAGACCGACGACGAAGGGAUAAUUAUGAUGUUGGAGGUUUCAAGAUGAAAAUGGAUCUGCCAUCUUUCAACGGGCAACUGCAUAUUGAAGAGUUCCUCGACUGGAUUGUAGAAGUAGAGAGGUUCUUUGAGUAUAUGGAGAUCCCAGAAGAACGCAAGACCUAUACCUUAGCAGAUAUAGUUAGCCUAGCCAAGAAGGUGGAGCGACAACUCGAACGAAAUAUUAAAGGAUCAUGGGCAGCUUCCGACGGGUCGUGCACGAGUUUCAAACGUGGUGGAAGUAAACAGUCUCAAACUAUUUCUGAGCAGGAUGCAACAACAGAGAAGGGCAAGGGUCCAACGACAACAACAGCAAAGAAGCCUACCCCAACGAACCCUUAUGCCAAGCCUGACCCGAUCAAGUGUUACAGAUGUGGACAGCCUGGUCAUCGGUCCAAUCAGUGCCCUAAGAGAGGUACUGUGAACAUGGUGGAUCAUGAAGAUGAGGAUACAGACCGAGACGAUGUUGAAGACUAUGAUGAUGGGUUGGAUGCUGAUGAUGAUGGGGAACAACUCUUAUGUGUUGUGCGGCGACUAUUGUUGGCUCCAAAAGUAGAAGAACCACUACAGAGGCAUAACAUCUUUCGAACGAGAUGCACGGUGCAACAGAAGAUCUGUGAUGUCAUUAUUGAUAGUGGGAGCAGCGAGAAUAUUGUCUCUCGGCACAUGGUGGAGAAGUUAGGACUGAAGACGGAGAAGCAUCCCGCUCCUUACAAGAUCGGUUGGAUUCGCAAGGGUAAUGACGUACAGGUUGAUGAAGUGUGUCAGGUAUCCUUUUCCAUUGGCCGAACCUAUGUGGAUGAGGCAUUGUGUGAUGUAGUAGAGAUGGAUGCAUGUCAUAUGUUGUUAGGCAUACCUUGGCAGUUUGAUGUUGAUGCCACGCAUAGGUGGAAAGAUAACGUUUACAUCUUCAAGAAGGAUGGUCGCCGAAUUGUGCUCAAGCCUCUAACCGAGAAGGGGCCUGUCAAAACUAAUGUGGCUGAAAAGAAGAAUUUCUUAGUCGUUGACAAUGAAGGCUUUAUGAAAGAUGUGAAGCAGUAUGAUGAGAUUUAUGCCCUUGUAGUUUUGGGAAAAGAGGAGUCUGCCACUGUCGAAAUUCCACCUGAAGUACAGACCCUCUUACAGCAGUUUGAUGCAGUUAUGCCUGAUGAUCUUUCUUCUGAAUUACCCAUGCUUAGGGACGUUCAACAUCAGAUCGACUUUAUCCCUGGAUCUCGACUACCAAAUUUGCCACACUAUAGGAUGAGUCCAAAGGAAGAAGAGAUUUUGCAAAAGCAGGUGGAUGAUCUCAUCCAGAAGGGCCUUAUACGACCUAGCAUGAGUCCGUGUGCAGUGCCAGCACUACUAGUCCCAAAGAAGAACAGAGAGUGGCGUAUGUGUGUGGACAGUAGGGCUAUCAACAAGAUUACAGUGAAGUAUAUAUUUCCUAUUUCAUACUUGGAAGACAUGCUAGAUAUGUUAUCUGGUUCAAAAGUAUUCUCCAAGAUAGAUCUCAAGAGCGGCUAUCAUCAGAUUGGGAUUAGGGAAGGAGAUGAGUGGAAGACUGCUUUCAAGACAAAAGAUGGCAUGUACGAGUGGCUAGUCAUGCCUUUUGGUCUUUCUAAUGCCCCUAGCACUUUUAUGCAAUUGAUGAAUCAGGUAUUAAAACACUUUAUCGGCAAGUUCGUCGUAGUUUACUUUGAUGAUAUCCUGAUUUAUAGCCAGAGUGAGGCUGCACAUCUGGUCCACUUGAGGGAGGGUAUUCAUGUUGAUGAAGAGAAGGUUCGUGCUAUUAGAGAUUGGCCUUCCCCGAAGACUGUCAGCGAAGUUCGUAGUUUUCAUGGCCUAGCAACAUUCUAUAGGAGAUUUGUAAGAAAUUUCAGCAGCAUUGUAGCACCUAUAACUAAAUGCAUGAAAAAAGGGAAGUUCAAUUGGGGGGAAGAUGUAGAUCGUAGCUUUGCACUGAUCAAGGAGAAGUUGUCCACCGUACCUAUGCUUGCACUUUCAGAUUUUCAAAAAGUCUUUGAAGUUGAUUAUGAUGCGUCCAUCAUAGGAAUUGAUGGUGUUUUAUCUUAG
This is a messenger RNA of Asparagus officinalis (garden asparagus), 2322 nucleotides long. RefSeq lists its product as uncharacterized. The coding region runs from base 1 to 2322 and encodes 773 amino acids. The record is from RefSeq and is a predicted model, not a curated record. Gene Ontology annotation, molecular function: nucleic acid binding; zinc ion binding. NCBI's taxonomy places the organism in Eukaryota, Viridiplantae, Streptophyta, Magnoliopsida, Asparagales, Asparagaceae. The transcript has 3 exons.